Molecule: messenger RNA, 1632 nt
Organism: Ilex paraguariensis (yerba mate)
Lineage: Eukaryota; Viridiplantae; Streptophyta; Magnoliopsida; Aquifoliales; Aquifoliaceae
Source: the annotation of a GenBank genome assembly
AUGGCGGACGGUACAAAAGAAGAUGGCGAUCUUACUGUGCAAGAUAUCAAUGGCAACAAAGAAGAGGACAUAAAGAACCUUCAGACUGCAAUCGAACUGGUCAAGCGUGAUCGAGAGGUCUUCGAGAAGAAGUUGAAUGAGUUGCGAGGCGUGUUUUAUGAAGAACACGAAAAUCUUGAUCUUGAAGUUUCUGAGAACGUUCAAGGAAUUGAACCGAAAAUGUACGGUUCCAAUGAGAUUCGGAAACGGUCUUCUCAACCAAACCAAGAGAAUGAAAUUCCCGACAAAUUUUCGAAAGUAAGAGACGGUGUUCAAGAACUAGACCAAAAGAUGUAUAAUUUUGAAACUGAGUCGAUACAUGACAAGAGAAGCACAGAGGAAAUGGGGGCGAAAAAAGGAGUAAUCGAGUUGUUCCCUAGCAAUCAAGACGUGGAGAAAAAUACGGAGAAGUUUACGGAUGAGUCUGGUGACUUUGGUAGUCUUUGGGAUGACUAUACCUGCCAUCUUGGAAUUUCUGCAACUGUUGAAGAGUAUAUGAAGGCCACGGUGAAUGGGAUGCAGAAAAAAUAUGAGCUGAUGCAUUUGAAAGAGGCUCCAAAAGAGCCUGAUCAGUCCAAUGAUCAAACUGAAGUUGGUUUCUAUACAAAUAUUGAAGAAGUGGAACAAGAAAUGGGUGAACAGACGAGAAAAUUAGGAGAAAAUGGAGACAACGAAGAACAAGGUGGGGUGAACAAAUCAAAUGUGCCGUGGAUCGUUGGGGAUGAUGUUUCUGAUGUUCAGGGACUGGAAUUUGACAAAAGCAGAGGAAAAUUCACAGGAGAAAACAAAGAAGUGAUGAAAAAGGAUUUAGAUGAGAAGCAGAAAAAGACUACUCGGUUGGAUGAAAAAUCUGAGGCCUUAGAACUGAUAUCAAAACAAAUGGUUGAUCUCGAGACUGAGAUCGCUAGCCUGCAAGUUGAUCUUAUGUUUUUGGUGCAUGAAAAGGAACAAUUGGAAGAGAAGUAUGUACUGCUGAAAUCAGAACUUGUAAAGCUGAAGGAGGAUAAUUGUGAGAAGGAAUUAAAGAUUUCCAAUCUUGUGAAGAACAGUGUCGCUGCUCUACUGGCAGAACCAGUUGAUCGUGAUCUGAGAGGCAAAUUUCAAAGCCAAAUGAAGAAAAUCAUAGCAAAACUGGAGUCAACACUGGAUCAAUCAGAGAAACUGCAACCGGUUGAUCGUGAUCGGAGAGAUAAAUUUCAAAGCCAAAUGAAGAAAAUCAAAGCAAAACUGGAGUCAACACUGGAUCAAUCAGAGAAACUGCAACCGGUUGAUCGUGAUCGGAGAGACAAAUUUCAAAGCCACAAGAAGAAAAUCAAAGCAAAACUGGAGUCACCACUGGAUCAAUCAGAGAAACUGCAACCGGUUGAUCGUGAUCGGAGAGACAAAUUUCAAAGCCAAAUGAAGAAAAUCAAAGCAAAACUGGAGUCAAAACUGGAUCAAUCAGAGAAACUGCAAAUGUUGAAUGGUGUUGCAUCAAGGGGGAAUUCGCAGGAUGCAGAGAAUAUCACGAAGGUAUUGAAGCGGAUCGCUGUUGUCACUGCUCUGUUUUGCCUCAGUAUCUUGAAGGCAAAUGCACGGAAGAGCAAGAAGUGA